Morus notabilis is the source of this 1071-nucleotide messenger RNA. Its product is annotated as 26S proteasome non-ATPase regulatory subunit 7 homolog A. Gene Ontology annotation, biological process: proteasome-mediated ubiquitin-dependent protein catabolic process. The record is from RefSeq and is a predicted model, not a curated record. Gene Ontology annotation, molecular function: protein binding; metallopeptidase activity. The transcript is spliced from 9 exons. Bases 1 to 1071 code for a protein of 356 amino acids. Gene Ontology annotation, cellular component: proteasome regulatory particle; proteasome complex. NCBI's taxonomy places the organism in Eukaryota, Viridiplantae, Streptophyta, Magnoliopsida, Rosales, Moraceae.
AUGGUGCAGCCAACGUUUCGAAGAGCUUGCGAUACUUCCGGAUCGACGUUUCCUGGCGCGGAGAUGAGAAUUUCUUGCAUAAACUUCCUUCCUGUGUUGGUCGAAACCUCUCGAGCACCAACACUUUUAGAUCCGCCCAGUCCUGUAUCACCCGCCGGCUGGAACCAAGCCAAAGCUUCUCCAUUUAAGCUUACCAUUCAGCUCUCUGGCGCAUCAGUUCGUCUAGUUUUUCCAACAUCAGCGCCAUUCCCUACUCAAGCCUGGGAAUCUUCUUCAAAUCUUCUCUCACCAUUUCCAAUUCCUUAUGAAAUCCUCUUUCGUUCCCUCCGCCCUCUCUUUCUCACGGUCGUCAGUCCUCUUCAUCAUUCCCAGAAAGUUCCCUUUGAAGAGGAUGAGAAGGACCCCAGUAUUUGGUUUCUUGAUCACAACUACCAUGAAUCAAUGUUUUCGAUGUUCAAGAGAAUAAAUGCCAAGGAGCAUGUUGUAGGUUGGUAUAGUACUGGACCAAAGCUACGGGAGAAUGAUCUAGAUAUUCACAGAUUGUUCCACAACUAUGUUCCAAAUCCCGUUUUGGUCAUCAUUGAUGUCCAACCGAAGGAGCUGGGAAUACCCACCAAGGCCUACUAUGACGUUGAAGAGGUUAAAGAGAAUGCUACUCAGAAAAGCCAAAAGAUUUUUGUUCAUGUGCCCUCUGAGAUUGCUGCUCAUGAGGUUGAGGAAAUAGGAGUGGAACAUUUACUAAGGGAUGUCAAGGAUUCAACCAUUAGUGCACUUGCAACGCAGGUUACUGGAAAACUUACAGCCUUAAAGGGUUUGGAUGCACGCUUGCGAGAAAUACGUGGUUACCUAGAUCUUGUUGUUGAUAACAAGCUUCCGUUAAAUCAUGAGAUACUUUACCAUUUGCAGGACGUGUUUAAUCUGCUUCCAAAUCUCAAUGUGACCGAGUUAGUCAAGGCCUUUGCAGUGAAAACAAAUGAUAUGAUGCUGGUUAUAUAUCUUUCUUCUCUCAUCCGAAGUGUGAUUGCCCUCCAUAACUUGAUCAAUAACAAGGUAUCAUGCUAUUUCUUCUAA